Paramecium sonneborni is the source of this 6828-nucleotide messenger RNA. The record is from the annotation of a GenBank genome assembly. Lineage: Eukaryota; Ciliophora; Oligohymenophorea; Peniculida; Parameciidae.
AUGAUAUCUGUGAAUGUUUAUAUUAGUAAUCCAAAUAGUUAAAUGAAUCUUUUAUAUAGAGCAGAUUAAAAUUUAAAUCCAUUAGUUUAAAUAAGAUUUAUUUCUUCAGUUUCAACUUUUGAUGUUUAAGUAUCAAUAGGUGGAGUUGUAGGUGAAUCACAUGGAUAAAUGUCUGCACUAAUGAAUAAAUGGAUUCCAAUGUUAUUUUGCAUUUAUAACAAUUUUAAUUUUUAUCCAGAUAACCCUAAACCAGGAAUGGCCUUAUUUGAUAUUAUUACACCAGACUUUUAAGAGUAUGGAAAAAAAUCAUUUAAAAUUUUCAGUGAUUCCCUAUCUGAUUAAUAUUUUAUUGGAGAUUAUCCAACAACUACUAUUUGGAAUAAUGAUAAUACUAAAUAUUUUAAAUAUGCAAAUAUAAGAAUAUUUAGAGGAUACAAUUUUCAAUUUUACAAUCCUGCAAAUUCUAAGAAGUGUUUAAUAGAAGUUGGAGAAUUAUAUCCUAUUUGUAUAGCUUGCAGUGGAAAUCCUGAUACUUAUGGAAUGUGCAAAGAGGCAGGUACCUAUGGAAUACCAUCAUCAUUAACAGCAUCUAAUUUAUUGUAAUGUCCUUAAGGACAAUUUUAUUCUACAUAAUGUUAAGUGAUAAAUAUUGAAAAUUGUCUAAGAGGAACAAAUGCUAAUACAUGUACUUAAUGCAUAGUUGGAUCUACAUUAAGUAGUAAUACUUGUCCUGCACCUGCUACAAUAAGUCAUUGUGCUACUGGAACAUAUGAAUGUAUUGAAAAGUAGACUGGAGAUUUUAGUACAACUAAUAUUAAUAGUAAAAUCAGUUUAAAUUGUAACAGUAAAUACUAUUUGGAUGAUAAACAAUGUUUAGCAUGUGAAAGUAGUUGUCAAUCUUGUACAAAUGCUACUUAAUGUGUUGAUUGUCCUCCUAAUUAAUUUUUACUUAAAGCUACUUAAUUAUGUAGUGCUACUUGUGAUACUGCAUAUAAAGAUUCUGAUAAAAUGAUUUGUAUUGAUAGUUGUGCAAUUUAUCAAGUUAAGACUGAAGAUCUUAAAUAUUGUAGUAUGAAAUGUCCGACUGGAUAUAAAUAAUUUAAAUAAGACUGUUUGACGGCCUGUCCUGAAAAAACAUUUGAUGAAAAUGGAAUUUGUAAAAGUUGUCAUGCUAAAUGUUAUGAAUGUUUUGGUAGUACAAAUAAAGAAUGUUCCAAAUGUAAUUUUGGUUAUUAUCUAUUAACUACAAUUUGUGAAGACUUUUGUGCAGAUACUACAAAAUUUGCAAAUUAAAUAGAAAACUAAUGCACAGAUACUUGUAAUGCUCCUGGAGUUCAAUAUGGUAUGCAAUGUUUAUAUGUUUGUCCUUUAAAUUAGUAUCAAGAUACUCUUAAAAAAUGUGUUAUCUAAUGUCCAAUAGGAUAUGUUGCAAAAGAAAGUACAAUUACAGUUACUCCAAAGUACUCUACAGAUUCGAAAAUAUUUAAUGGAUUCAUCUGUGAAAAAUGUGCUGAUGGAUGUUAUACAUGUGAUAAUAUUGAAGAGGUAGGAGUAAGUGAAAAUUGUACAAAAUGUGUAGACACAUAAUUUUUAGUAGGUGGUGAUUGUGUCACAACUUGUCCAUUACUAAAUCCUUAUGAAGAUUCAUAUAAUUAAAGAUGUUUAACUGCAUGUCCUCCAUAAUUUUAUUUACAUCUUAAUACAAAAUGUUUAUUGAAAUGUCCUAAUGGAUAUUAUGCAUAUGAUUAGAAAUGUUAAAAUACAUGUCCUGAUGGAACAUAUGCGGAAGUAGCUAAUAACAGUUGUUUAUUAUGUGCAAAUGAAUGUAAUACUUGUAGUGAAGGUGGGCCAUCUCAUUGUAUUGAUUGUAAAGGGGGUUAUUAUUUAUAUGAUACAAUAUGUGUACAAAUUUGUCCAAGCAUAAAAAAAUUUCAUAAUACUGUCUCAUUUGUUUGUGAAUCAACAUGUCCUAACUAUUAUUUUGAUGAUGGUACUACUUUUGAAUGUUAUGAUCAAUGUCCAGUCAAUUUUAAUGUGGAUGGGUAAAGAUGCACAUAUUAUUGUUCACUAGGUAAAUACUUAGAUGUUGAUACAUGUAAAGUAUGUGAACCUAGAUGUGCUAGAUGUGAUGAUGGUACCAAUUAUAAUUGUACUAAAUGUUCAGCCAAUUAUUAUUUAGAUGGUAGAACAUGUUCAUUAACAUGUGAUGAAAAUCCUACUUAUUAUCGUAGUGAUUAUGGUUAUGUUUGUGUUGAAAAAUGCCCAGGAACUUUAUUAAUGGUUGAUUCACUUAAAAAAUGUGUUGCCAUUUGUCCAAAUACUCAUGUUAAAUAUUUAGAUCGUUGUUUAUUAGAAUGUCCUAAAGGAUUUUAUUCUGAUAUUAAUUUAAAAUGUUAAUCUUGUCCAUAAGAAUGUCUUGAAUGUACUUCUGAUACAUCUUGUUAAAAAUGUGCUGCUAAAUAUUUUUAAUAAGGAACAGAAUGUUUAAAAACUUGUAAAAAUAAUUUCUAUUAAAAUCUUAAUAAUUAUUAAUGUGAAGCUACUUGUGAUAAAUUAGUUAACAAUGAUGGAUUAGGUAAUUUAUAAUGCUUAGAAUAAUGUCCAAAUACUAAGGUUAAACAUUAAGGAUAAUGUAUAUAUGAAUGUCCUGAUGGAUAUUAUAAAAAUAUUGAAGAUAAAAUAUGUUCAAAAUGUUCAUUAGAAUGUAAAACUUGUAAUGGAGGUACAAAUGAAGAUUGUAUUGAAUGUCAAUCUGGUUUUGAAAGAAAAGAAGAUUUUUGUAUUGGUAUUUGUCCUAAAGGAACAUUCUUAAAUUAAGUAUCUUGUGAUUCAUGUGCUUUUAGAUGUGUUUAAUGUAUAGAUUCUAAAUAUAAUUGUAUUCAAUGUAAAGGAGAUAGAUAAAAAGCUCCAUAAUGUUAUUGUCCCUCUGGAUAUUAUGAUGAUAGAAAAAGUCUUAAUUGUUAAAAAUGUUAACUUCCAUGUGUUACAUGUUAAUCAUUAUCAUAUUGUUUAACAUGUUAAUUUAAUCUUGAACCUCCUGAUUGUCUUUGUAAAAGACCUCCACCUAUUACUUCAGAUUAUUGUAUCUCUUGUAAAUUAUCUUUCGCUGAAUCUGUUAGAUUUAGUAGUGAUUUCUCAUAAAUCAUUGUUAUUUUUACUUAUCCUAUCACUACUAAUUCAGAAGAUGCCUAUUUCUUCAGUAAAGAAAAUUGUUAAUUAUGGUUCAAAAAUACUAAUUUUGGAGAAUCUCCUGUUUGUUAAUAAAAUGGAAACAAAUUCAUUAUUUAAUUAGGUACUGAUCCAUUAAUCAUGCCUAAUGAUAUAAUAGAAUUCAAAGAAAAUGUAUUCAUUGAUAAUAGUUUAUAAUUAUGUCAAGAUACUUAUAUUGAAUAAUUUAAUAACACUUAGUUGAUCUUAUCUAAUGCAAUUAUUCCUAAUGUAAUUCUCUUUUAUCCUUAAAAUUCAAUAUCUUAUUGUAUGGAUCUUAAUGUAGAAGUAAUGAAAGAAAUAAAUAAUGGAGGUAGAGCAUUGAUUUACAAUUCAUGGACAAGUAAUAGUACUGAAGAAGCUAUUAAUUCUGUAUUAAGUGAAUAUAAUGGAUCAUCAUAUAUUAAAAUUCCAGGAGGCACUUUAUUAGCAGAUUCAGCAUAUUUUAUAACCGUUAAUUAUUCAAAUUUUUUAGAUUAUAAUAAAACUACAACUAUAAAAGUUUUAACAAAAUCAACUAACCCUUCAUUACUUACAACAUUCGAUGAAACAGCUACAUAUUUUGCAAAUCUUGAAAUAUCUAUUCCUUUGGCUAUAUAUUCUUAUUCAUGUUCUGGUGAAAUAGUUUAAGAACUCACAGAAAGUCAUCCAGUUACUUUAUCAAUUAAAUCAAGUACCUCUGGAACUAGUUAAUAUGAUUAUACACAAUCAGUUGAGACUGGAGUUGAAACUUCAUUUAAAAUUCCAGAGAAUAAAUUAAAAGCUAAUUCUGAAAACUUGCUUGAAAUUUCUGUAGCAGACAUAAAAUUAAGUAAAAAAUUAAAAAUUGGUAGCAAUUAAAUCUUCUCUGAAUUUCUUACUAAAGAUAGAAUAGUUGGAAAUAAACCAUUUAAUAUAACUGUUAAUGCUACAGAUAACGAUGUACCAAAAAACCUAAGCAAAAUUGGUAUUAGUUAUACUUGGAGUUGUGUCAAUUUAUAUUAUAAUAUUCCUUGUAGAACAACUCUAAAUAAACCUCUAGUUAUGGGAAAUAAUGAAACUUUAAAUGUUUCUAAUUUACCUUCUGGUUUUGUGUAUCAAUUUACUUGUAUUAUAAAAAAAGAGACUCGUUCAGUAACUCUAUAUUAACAAAUCAUUGUUAGUGAUCUAAAUAUGACUGAUUAAAUAUUUAAUACUGAAUUUGGAAAUAAAGAUAUUUUAGUUGUUACUGAUAACUUAUUAUAUAAUCUAGAUGUAUCAUCAUAUUACUUAGUUAUUAUUCGUUAUUUCAAAAUAUUAAAAAUUGAAUAUAUAGAGAAAUCUGUUCUUAGAUUAAACUUAUAUCUCUACUUAGGCAAUUUGAAAACAUAAUAAGACAUAAGUGUUAUUGUUGGAGGAACUUUAACUAGAUAUAAUCUUAGAGUUAAACCUGCUCUAUUCUUAAAUUAACUAACAGUCAAACCUACAUCAGGUUUUUCACUUGAAACUGAGUUUGAAUUGGUUAUAGAUGAUGGUAUCAGGAAUGAUUCUGAUUCUACAUAAUAUUAGAUUUUCAUUUAUAAUAAUUUCGAAGAUUUAAUGUGGGAUAUUGGAAAUUUCACUAAUAAUAAUGGUUAUUUAUUAAUAGAUUGGUCUUAAGAUAAAUCAAUUAAAAGUAUUCUUCCAACAUGUAGAUAUCUUCUAGUCAAAGUUAAUAAGGAUGAUUAAUUUGGAAUGAGUUAUGUUGAAGUUUCUGUUAAUAAAGCUAAAUCUGCUGUCAGUGUUAAAAAUAAUAUAGAAUUUGUUUAAAAUUUUAUUGAUUUUAAUCAAACUAAUCUUAUUCUAGAUUAAAUAGUUAUUAUGGAAUUAUAUUUCCUUGAAAAUAUUAAAUGCAAUUAUAAUUGUUGGAAUCGAGGAGAAUGUGUUAAUUAAGUAUGUGUUUGUGAUUAAGAUUAUUCUACAUUUUCAGAUUGUUCUGGAAUCUUAAAUGAUUAAUCUGUUUGGGAUAAACUUGCCUCUAAAUUAUAUUCUGAUUUAUCUUAGGCAGAAUAGUCUUAAGUUGUUAUCAAUUCUAUAUCAUUACUCUAUCAAUUAUCCUAUUUCAAAACUAUUUUUGAAUUAACUAAAACAGAAUAAUUAUAUUUAUAAAUUGAUGCCUUUCUUUAACCCUAAAAUACUGAUACAGGUAUUAUUUCACAAACUCUUUAAUCUAUUAAUUAUUAAGCAGCAUUUAAAAUUUUAAACUUUCUAUCUUCUCUCAAUAAAUAAUUAUUUACUAAUGAUUCAUAUGUAACUUAAAUGUAAUCUAUUAACUAAAAAUUAUUUGACAGUUAUAAUACUCUAGUUUUAUAUACAGGAGAUAUUUUAUUAGAGGGAGAAUAAUAAAAUUAUUCUUCAAGUUCAAUGAAUGUCAUGAUUGAAAAAAAAUCAUCAUAGAAAAAUAGAAUUUUGGUAGAAGGAAACAAUUAUGUUGAUAGUUUUUUUGAAACAAAUAUUCUGAGACUUUCAAAUAAUUUUCCUUAUCCAAAUCAUACAUAAUAAUUAUAUUAUAAAACUGAGAGUUAGAUUAGAUAAUAUACGGAUUUGAAGAAAGUAAGACCAAAAUAAAAGGUAUUUGAUUUUAUAUCUGUUGAUACAAAUUUAGUUUGUAUAUUAAGUACAGAUGCUAAAUCUUUUGAUGAUAUUGGUUGUGAAACUUCAUCAUAAACUCCUCCAAUUACAUGUACUUGUGAAGCAGGUUAUGUAACAUUAGUUGAUGACUAUCUUUAUUAUUAUAAACCUUUUUACUUUGAUUUGAACUUUGUAUUAGAUAGAUUAUAUAUUCUAUUUGCAUUUGGAGGAUUUUCCCUUAUAAUAUUAAUCUUUUUGAUUAUUGGACAUAUAAAAGAUUCUAAUGAUAUUGAUACUACUAAACCAAUUCUCCCAGGAUUUAAUAGACCUCCAGCUGUAGUCAAAAAAGUUGUGACUUUAAAUAGAGUACGACGUGCUUAAAUUAUGCCAAGCGAAGUUGAACCUAAUAGUCCUUCUUCUGAAAAUCAUGAAAAACAUGAAUAAGAUUUAUAGUAAGAAUAACCAAUUAGAUAAUUUCAUUCAGAAAAUAGACUUUCAAAUUGUCAUCAUAUGAAUAGUUUAUUAGGCGGAAUAUUUUUAUUUAAGAAAAAUUUUGGUCGGAAAUAAAGAUUAAUUCUGCUUAUGAGUAGAGUUAGCAUUUCUUCUGGAAUUCUUGGAUUUGUUGUUAAUAUGUAAAUUCUAUAAUUAUAUAUAAUUGUAUUAUUAACUAGUGGUGUUGGCUUAUUGUUAAGAAUAUUUAAUGUUUUUUGUGAAUCAUUAAAUACUAGAGGUUAAAGAAGAAAAUAAUGUAUCUACACAUUUAUUAGUUAUUUAUUUACAAUUAUCCUUUUAAUGACAGGAUUAUUAAUUUCAACAUUAGCUUAUUUUCUAGUUUAUGAUAGACUUGUUAUAUAUUGGGGUAUAAGUCUAGUUUGCAUUUUAAUUACUGAACUUAUUGUAAACGAUUUUUUAUUAUAAUUAAUUUCAUUAUUAAUAGAUUAUAUUAAAUUUAAAAGAUAAAUAGAAGAAGAUGAAGAAUAUGAAAAUGAAUAUGAACCUAUUCAUUUAGCUAAAAGUCCUGGAGAAAAUGAAGAAGAAAGUAAAAUUGUAUGA